GCCGGCUGCCAUGGAGGGAGUGCUGUACAAGUGGACCAACUACCUGAGUGGCUGGCAGCCUCGAUGGUUUCUUCUCUGUGGUGGCAUUCUGUCCUAUUAUGACUCUCAGGAAGAUGCGUGGAAGGGUUGUAAGGGAAGCAUCCAAAUGGCCGUGUGUGAAAUUCAAGUUCAUCCUGCAGAUAACACACGAAUGGACCUGAUCAUCCCAGGGGAACAAUACUUCUAUCUGAAGGCAAGAAACGCAGUUGAAAGGCAAAAGUGGCUGGUUGCGCUAGGAACUGCCAAAGCCUGUCUGACCGACAGCAGGACACAGAAGGAAAGAGAGUUCACUGAAAACACAGAAGUCUUGAAGACUAAAAUGUCUGAACUUAGACUGUACUGUAACCUCCUCGUUCAGCAAGUGCAUAAAACGAAAGAAGCCAGCAUUUCUAGUGUAUCAGAACCAGAGAGUGAGAUAGAUAUGGGAGCUCUGUUAAAAUCAACCUGUGAUACCUUCCUUAAGACUCUGGAAGAAUGUAUGCAGAUUGCAAAUAUUGCCUUCACUUCCGAGUUAUUGCAUCAGACCCCACCUGGAUCCCCACAUUUAGCAGUGCUCAGAACAAACAAGAUAAAGCACUCUGUCUUGUCCAGCCACACCUCGACAGAAAGGCAGACAGAAUUAAGUCCCUGUGAAAAUGGCUCUGUAAAACCAGAAAUUAACCUUCAAGAGCAAACUUUUACUGCAAGUCUGGAAUGUUUAAACUUGGAAGCAAAUGAGGGGAGUGGCGAUGUUUCUGUUGAAGAUGACAUAGCAGAGGGUUUGGCAGGCACUAAAGAAGAUGGAGAGAACAAGCUGCAAGCUUCAGAAAGCUGUGGUGCACACAAGUUGCUGCAGUCAGAAACAAAUUCUUUAAGUGGAUUGUCUCUGUGUGAGGAAGACAGAAAUGAAAAUGAAUCUCCUACUUUCUUCAGUAUCAUGAGCAAUAGGUUCAGUGAUAUUGAACUUCGGGAGGAGGAGGGCAUACCAACAGAAGAGUUUCUGGAGUCAUGUUAUGCAAUUGUGCCCGUUCUGGACAAGCUGGGACCAACUGUUUUUGCUCCUGUUAAAAUGGAUUUUGUAGGUAACAUUAAGAAAAUAAACCAGAAAUUUAUAACCAACAAAGAAGAGUUUGAUACCCUUCAGAAGAUAGUUCUCCAUGAAGUGAAUGCAGGUGUAGCACAAGUUAGAAACUCUGCUACAGAGGCUCUCUUGUGGCUGAAAAGAGGCUUAAAGUUCUUGAAAGGGUUUUUGACAGAAGUGAAGAAUGGGGAAAAGAAUAUCCAAACAGCUCUGAACAAUGCUUAUGGCAAGACGUUACGGCAGCACCACGGCUGGGUUGUCCGCGGGGUCUUCGCGUUAGCUUUACGGGCAGCUCCAACGUACGAAGACUUUGUUGCAGCUCUGUCUGUAGAAGAGUGUGAUCCUCAGGAAGAAACAUUUUACAAAGGAAUGCAGAGGGACCUAAACAUUUACUUACCAGCCAUGGAAAAGCAGCUAAAUAUCUUGGACACUCUCUAUGAAGUACAUGGUUUGGAGUCAGAUGAGGUGGUAUGACUACAGUAAACUAUGUCUUAAAACUUCAGGGACUGUGUCUGUUAACAAAGAUUAAUUUUGUUUUAUUAUUAUUAUUUUUGGACAUUGUAUCUGUUUGCUGUAUCUUUUCAGGCGGGAAGGGUGUUGUGAGUGUUUUUGGGGAAGGAUAUGUAUGAUUUUUAUUCUUUUGCUUUGCUUGUUUUGUGUUUAAAUGCAGAGGUACUGUUUCUCUUUGGGUCACAGCUAUGUCCAUGAUGAAUGUUUUUGACUGUUUCUCUCCUGCCUGUGCACUUCCUCUUCUCUUCACCUCAUAAAAGUAACAGAGCAGAAUUUGGCUUUUGCUCCUAUACCUCAGGAGAGAGCUGCUAGUGCAGCAGGGUCAUUGGAAUGCCACUACAGAACCCAUGCAGCCACUCCUGGCUCUGGCUCUCCCGUGCCCUGUGCCCACUCCCUGCAACAGUAUAGAAGGGCAGAGGUAGUGAGAGUUAUUGCUACGCUGGCAGCAUAAAAGAAGGGCAGCUAAAUGCCAGCUUAUAAGGUACACAGUGAGUUUGUCCCUUAAUUUGGGUUGAAGCUUUCUACUGCAGCACCUCCCCAAAUAUUACAGACAUCUUCACCACAGCUUAUGUGGCUGGUGAUCUGAACUUCCCCAGGAACCAGCCUUUGAAACUGGGUGUCAUGUUCCCUGACCAGCUCCCAGUAUCUACAACAGUCUCCCUGUCAGCUGCUGCCAGUGGGCCACAAGUAAUUUGCUGGCACAGGCUGGCAGAGCCCAGCUAGUUUCAACAGUGCUUUACACAAGAAAUUGAAGGUCAUGUCCAUCAUCCUGGUUUAUUAAGGUUUUGGUAGGGUUUUCUAUUUUGGGUUUGGGGUUUUCUUAAAUCAAAUUAUCACAAAACCGUAAUAUUUGCUUUUAAAUCAAAUGCAGCUAGAAGUUUUAAAAGUAGAUUUCAUUAAAGUCCUUCCUAGGCUGCCAUUAUGGGCAGAGACUUCAUGAAAGUGGACAUUAAAUGAGUGUAGGGGAAGUUAGAAGGUAUCAUGAAGCCUUUAUACAUGGGGUCAAUUACAAACCUUAAAAUCUGAAAUUACGUAGAAGUGAUGAGAAAUUAAGAAUUUAAAAAUUUGCCCUUUUUCCCAUUUUGCUGAUACAGAUAAAAAUGUUCUGCUUAACACUGCUGCUGUUAAAAAUAAUAAAGAAGUCCGUUUAGCUAGUGAUAUGGUUAAGGACAAAAUUCCUAGUUGUGCUGAUGACCAGAAGGCUGGCUGUGAAUUCUUGGCUGCCCAUUCAAGGCAUAAGCAGAUCUCUCAGUGAUGACCUAGGGCUUCAGAUGGCUUUGUGCAAAGAGCUGAGUUUUAAUCAUGUGCAGAAGGAGAGAAGACUAAUGAGGUACUUAGAAUUAGUAAGACUUUGUAAAUAUAGGAGAAACCAGUGUUGCCAUACUUGGCUUUUGCUAGGCUGAAAACCAUGUUGUCAGUAAAAUGAAUGUACUGCAGGCCUGCUGCCCUGCGUCGCUCUGUGAUGGGAGCCUCUCUGCACACCAAAUACUUCAUCCUUUCUAAAGAGCCUAGCUCUGUAGAGAGCUCCUACAUACUCCAAGAGGAAUCAGAAGGACACUGGGGUUUUACCUUUUUGGAUGUUCUUAAUUUAAGUAGUAUGUAUUUAUUUGAGUACAAAGUUAAAAUAUUGACUAAAGCUCCAUUCAAUUAUUUCACUACUCACAGUGAUAAAAAUGCAGCAGGGGCCUUUGGGCUUCAAGACAUCUGCUUCUUUUAAGCAUGAAUGCAAAGAAACCAUCCCUGUAGUGAACCAAUCAACUCCAUCCUGUGUGGUUUCCUUCAAGGUUUUCAGCUGUUAUGUGGGAAACUUUGCUGUAACAGUUUUUAGCUGAAUGCUUUGGGAAGGUAAUGGGGACCACAUUUCUAGAAAAUACCAGCUGGGGUAUGAGGAGAGCAGGAAGAGAUCCCUCCUCUAUGGAAAUUAACUGUCAGAUCAUGAUGAAAAUUACUUCCCUUUUUGCUCCAAGCUCUUCCAGUAGCGGGAAAGCGUAUUCAGCGCUUAAAGCCUUGGAGGUAUUUUUGAGUUUUCUAUUUGGUUUUGGCUUGUUUUUUAACUAGCAGGAGAACCACUAGUUUGUUAGUAGUGCAUCAGACCCAAUGUUUGAUGCAUAAAGUCAGGCAGCUUUAUUUUAUAGGCAGAAGACUUACCAGCUUCAUUGACCCAUUAGCUUCACCAAUUACUAACUUCUACUGUUCUUCUUUCUUCUAACAAAUAGAGAGUAAUCCACCUUGUAUAUCAUGCAAUCAGCAUGGCGUCCCGCCUCAGAGCAGACUUUCUCAUCUUGCUCUUCUGUGUAAAGUAGGACUUUCUGAACUCUGGAAUUGGUGCUUGAGAACAUUCUUAGGAAACUGUGGCUUCAGGAGACCCCUGUGUGCUUGUUGUUAAACAGGGGACUUGUAGAGAAGGAAUUUAUCAAGGUCUUCUCUUCAAAACUUGUCCUUCACCUUGCACUGCUCUUGCAGGGCAUUGCGUUCUUCUAAGACCUAUGAAUUCUAGAUUUCCAGUGAAACCACCACUGAGAAAGAAACCCAUACAGCAUGUUGCAGAGCUGAGCUCCAAGUUAAGGAUGCAAUAGACCAGAUAACCAAGUGGAAGCAAAUACACUGCUAGACAAUUCACUUCUUUCUUUUCCUGUGACAUCAGUUUGGGAAACAGAGAGAAUUGCUUUUUAUUUUAAUAAUUGUAGAAAACAAGCAACUAACUUUUGACCUUCAAAUUUAGAAUUUGAGAGAAGGUCAGUGUCUUCUGUUUGAUUUGUUUGGCUUGUUGAUUGGUUAGGGUUGGUUUGUUGUGUUGUGUUUUUUUUUUAAUGGCUGACAUUUAGGAACAACUGACCUGCAUACUGAUAGAGGUCUGUGUGACUCUAAGAUCACAGCACCUUUGCACUGUAUAUUUUACAUUAACUGCUUUGGUUUCUUCAGCUGCACUAUUCUAAAGUUUCCUUCCCUUUAGAAAUGCUUUUGGCUGUUUUCUUCCAUGUCUAACAGUUGCAUAUUCUCAGGGAUUUUACUUAGCCAUGGCAAAAUAAGGGUAAUUGCAGUCUUAAUGCUAGACGAGUAAGGCUACUUUUUGUUAAAUUAGGAUAGCUGGGCAUGGAACAAUGUAUGACACUGGCAGUGUCCAUCCAGUGCACAUCCUUGCUGAGACAUGGUAAAUCCCAAAGCAAUCCCAUAGAAGUGCUACCUAGUGCUGAAUAAUGGCAGUCAGCUUAUCUGACUAGAGAUCACACAUCUUUGCAGUGCUGUUGGCAUUAGAGCAGAGCUCUCAGUUUCAGUAGAGUUCUGCUUUGCAAUGGGAGGCUUUUAUUUAUUUUAUUUAUUUUUCUGGUUUUGUUGGGUUAUUUUAAACAAACUAUGUUUUGGAGACCCCUCUGCUGUUUUAAGACACCAUAUUCAGUUGCAUAUUGAAGUUCUCUGACAUGAGAAUUGUAGAAUACCACCUGGAUAAUCAAGUGCUUUAGUGUAAUCUGAAGGAGUCAUUGAAACAUCCCAUCUCACCACCGUUGUGUUAUGGGUCUCCCUUUAACAGAUGCACUUAAAGCUAAGGGCCAUAUACCUUCAUUAUGAAGCUUUUUGUUAAGGGGCAUCAGGGUUUAGGUUACAGCUGUUUGCUUUAAAAAUGUUUCAUGGUUUGAAAAGUGUCACUUGCUUGGCUGGGCAUAUAAAAAGUGUGCCCCAAGUGUGCUCCAGUUGUUUGCAGCAUGUUUUGGCAAAGGGGUGGCAACCAUUACAGAAAACAGAGUUAUGUGUGUCUGUGUAUGCCAGAUCUUCUAACCCUUUCUUUUCAUUAUCACUUCAGCUUUUGUGAAAAACUUUAGGGAAAUUUAAACUGCCUUUCUGACACCAGAAGAGAUCACUAGCAUGUUCCUACCUGCCUGUCUUUCCCUCUUCCCCCACCUGGUCCCCACCCCUUCCUUUCCUUCCAUUGUCAUCUGCUUUGGUACCAGAGCUGUUGCUGUCAAGUGGAAGCAUCUUUCCACUCCACAAAUGGGGGUCUGUCUCUGCUCCCAAGGAACAAGUGACAGGACAAGAGGAAACAGCCUCAAGUUGCCUAGGGGAGGUUUAGACUGGAUAUUAGAAGAAACUUCUUCACUUGAAGGGUAAUUAAAGACUGGAACAGGCUUCCCAGAAAGGUGAUGGAAUCACCAUCCCUGGAGGUCUUUCAAAGCCAUGUAGAUGUGGUGCUGAGGGACAUGGUUUAAGCACUGAACUUGGUAGAGUUGGGUUAAUGGUCAGUAAAGUUGGGUUAUGGUUGGAAUCAGUUAUCUUAAAGGUCUUUUCCAAGCAGAACAAGUCUGGGAUUCUGUGAAAUGUAAAUUUGGAAAAUCAGAGCUGAUUUCUUUGGCAGGCAACCAAGCAUACUGGCAGAUGGAGAAUGUUCUGCUUUUCUCUGAAGUUUCUCUUUGGUUUGACAUAUUUUGCCAGCAAAACCACACCACUUUGAAUGUUUAAUUUUAUUGAUGGAAUUUAAAUUUGGACACUUAAGACUUGGCAGUUCUACCUCUUACAAGUAAAAGCACAGGGAUGUAUAUGUAUAUAUAUUUUUUUAUUAUUAUUUGCUUCUCUCUCUUUUCUUGCCUGCAUAGUACAGGCAACAAAAAAAGGAGAAGGGAGGUGGGAAUAACUGAAUUAAUGUGUCUUUGCUACCUUCUGUAGCCCCUUAAUAAACAAACCCUGCAAACAAUUGCAUGCUUCAAGCAAUAUAAAAUCACCCUCAUGUAGAAGGGUAUCAUAGUGCAAUUACUGGCUCUAGACAAGUAGAGGCUCACAGUACACACAAGAAUUUAAGCACUUGCUUUGAUGUUAGAAUAAGGCCAUAUGCUUCACUUAAACCCAUAUGCAUCCUCCCACUGGCAUUCAGUUCUUUAAAAUGUGGUCUUUGACUAAAAUUAUUAAUAUCCCUUUCUUAGUAUGAUUUCUUCACCCAGAUACUCCAGAUGUGCUAUAGGCGAAUAUUUUUUUUUAAUAUAUGAAACUUCCUUGUUUUCAUUUCCUGAUUUCUGCUUAACACUAAGUUUAUUAAUUUUAUUUUGGAUUGCAGCCUUCAGGGGGUCCAGAAGUUAUUAAUUCCUUUAUUUAAAGCCACCUUGAAAGUUUGAGAUUUAUGUCCACUUGAUACUAAACAAGUAAAUUGCAUUCCAGAAUAUGGUGACUAAACUGAAAACCAAAGCAGCAUGCUUAUGUUGUUUUCUAUCUUCUUUUUUCAAGCCAAUUUUGGGCACACAUUUUAUUAAUGUCAAGCUGAGCUUGCUGCAAGCCUUACUUUUAUACAUAUUAAAAUACCUUGCAUACAUAAUGAGAUACAUUUAAAGACAGAAAGAAGGUAUAUUGCCUCACACUUUAAAUUUACUUAAUUCUAAGGGCUUGCUCGUGCCCCAGAAUCACCUCUUCCAAUGUAAGCAUUGCACAAAUCAUGCUGUCAUAAGCAGUUCUGUUCAAAAUACUUUGAAGUUUCCAGUCUGCACCAUCUCUCAAAUCAUACAGCAUCUGUCCCUUCUUUUGGAGCAUUGUUAAGACGUGUCAGACUUUUAUAUUAUUUCAUUAUAAUAAACUUAUUUUAAAUAAGCA
Molecule: messenger RNA, 7177 nt
Organism: Apus apus (common swift)
Lineage: Eukaryota; Metazoa; Chordata; Aves; Apodiformes; Apodidae
Gene: PLEKHA8
Product: pleckstrin homology domain containing A8
Exons: 14
Coding region: 11-1573 (520 amino acids)
Biological process (GO): ceramide transport; intermembrane lipid transfer
Cellular component (GO): membrane; cytoplasm; cytosol
Molecular function (GO): ceramide 1-phosphate transfer activity; ceramide 1-phosphate binding
Source: RefSeq, a predicted model, not a curated record